AUGCCCCUCCAUGCUCGCCCUGGAGGCUGGUCACUCAGGGACACAUACGCUACAUCAAGGUCAAUUUCGACCCAUCCGCGGGCAGCCAAUUCCCUCUCGUCCGCGAGCACCACCGAGCAGAGAAAUGGCAGCACGACAGUGACUACUCCUCAUACAAAUCGCCGUGACUUUCACAAUUACUUUGUCACGCAUCUGCCAUCAUCUUCGCUGCAUCCCGACUCCAGGAGCGCGCCUGGGCUGCACCACAAGCUCCCAAGAGAUGCCGCCGCACCUCAUGUUCCCGGUCCGGGUUCUGCGCCCGCCGUAGCGCCUCCAAACAUACCGACCACGCGCGAGCUGACGGUUGUGCGAAUCCCAUUGCGUAGUGCCAAACACCAUUUCGGUGCAGCAGAGUCCCGGGGCCAACGGCCAUACAAUGAGGAUACGAACCAGGCUGGGACGAUUGAUAUGCCGGCGUUCGCAAAGAGGGCACCUAUCAGCUUGGUUCGAAGUAAAAUGAAGAAAAGUGGCGAGGGCACGUCUGCAGACAGUGCAUUCGGCGAUCCCCAAAUCUUUUACUUUGCCGUGUUCGAUGGCCAUGGUGGAAAUCAGUGCAGUGACUUUUUAAAGGCAGAGCUCCACGGCUAUAUUGAGGAGGCGGCUGCCGAGUUCGAACUCAAGAGCAGUCUCAAGGCACACAGGACUCACGGCCCUGCAGCAGCACCCAAGCAGACUCUCCCGACUCCUAUCCUGGCAGAUAGCGAAGCUGGUGGUGAGAGAGGUCUCGACAAAGUAGAGAUGAAGGACGCCUCUGAAGUCAAGCACAAGGUGGAUAUUCCAAUCACCAAGAACGGCGAAAUCGAGGAAGUCGAAAAAGCUGGCUCAAUUGAUGGCUCAGAACCAAGACCUGUCCCAGCCAACGAGUCAAAGGCUCUCCGACUACAAAAGGAGCUUCUCCAGGAAUACAAGGAGUUGGUGGGCGGUUAUUUUCGUCGCUGCAGCCCCGAGCAUUUCAGUCUACAGCAUGAUCCAGAGUCUCCCGAACCACCUGUAACCAUUGAAUCUGUCUUGACCUACGCCUUUCUGCGGGCUGAUCUGGAUUUCAUUGCCGCGCAAGCCCGCAAGCCGGAUCCUGAUGACCCAUACAUCUCGGAUACUGCUCUCAACAAGGAUGAUGUCCUGGGUUCACCGAGUCAUAUGCCACCUUCAGGACACGGAAUCGGAGGCAAGUCGCGCUUCAAAGGUGGCUCAACAGCAUCUGUCGCCCUGAUAUCGACGCCCACGCCCGCCCCAUUCUGGCACCCUGCAGCGUCAAGUACCUUGUUGGUCGGUCAUGUUGGUGAUACCCGUAUACUGCUCUGUGAGACGGCAACUGGGCUGGCAAAACCCUUGACAAGUGACCAUCACCCCAACUCGCCCAUCGAGUCACACCGUCUGCGACGUUUUGCGGCUUCAUUUGUUACCGACUCAUUUGGCGAGGAGCGCAUCCAGGGCCUUGCAAAUUCCCGAGCGUUUGGCGACAUUGGAUCCAAGCGACUCGGCGUCUCUGCUGAGCCCGAGAUCACCAGGACAGAAUUGGGGCCCGCGCAAUACAGCUUCCUGGUCUUGAUGUCAGACGGCGUUUCGGGCACUUUGAGUGAUCAGGAGAUUGUAGACGUCGUCAAGGAGGCAAAAACUCCUGAGCAAGGCGCCAAAGAUGUCGUGAGCUACUCGACCGAAGUCACAGUUGAUGGUGACAACAGCACGUGCGUGGUGGUGCGGCUCGGCGGAUGGGAGAGAAGGAGUGAGGGAGGAACUGGCAGUCUCGGUACCAAGGAGAUUCGAGACUAUAGACGGCAGGAAGCUUUGGAUCCAAGAAGAGGCCGUCGGUAA
This is a messenger RNA of Pestalotiopsis fici W106-1, 1851 nucleotides long. RefSeq lists its product as uncharacterized. The transcript is spliced from 2 exons. Gene Ontology annotation, biological process: protein dephosphorylation. Lineage: Eukaryota; Fungi; Ascomycota; Sordariomycetes; Amphisphaeriales; Sporocadaceae. The record is from RefSeq and is a predicted model, not a curated record. Bases 1 to 1851 code for a protein of 616 amino acids. Gene Ontology annotation, molecular function: cation binding; protein serine/threonine phosphatase activity.